CCGGCGGCUGCGGCAGCCGCGAGCCGGGCGUGAGCGGGGCGGUGCGAGGGCGGCCGAGGUGAGGCUGCGCCGCCGCGGCAUGGAUUACCCCGAGCCCGGCUCGCCGCAGGGCGCCUGGGAGCUGCCCGGGGAAGGCGGCGGCGGCGGUUACGGCGGCCGCUACGAACGGGCGACCGGCGGCGAGGAGGAGGAGGAGGAGGAAGCGGCGGAGCGUCCCCUGGCCCGCCCGCCCCGCCGCCCCCGGCAGCGCUCCGUGCCGCCGCUCCGCGCCGCGCUCUCCACCUCCUCCUCCGAGGAGGGGGAACCGGAGGCGGCCACCCCGAGCGACUCGACCGGCGGCGGCGAGUUCGAUUCGGCCGAGUCCGGCGCUUCGCUGCGCUACUCCUCCGGCACCGGGGAAAGCGGCGAGGGCGCGGGGCUGGCGAGCGGAGAGAGCGGCGGCGGCGGCGGCUCCGCGCUGCCCGAGAGGAAACGGCAGCGCUCGGCGGCGGGCGGCGGGCGGCCCCGCUAUGAGGUGGUGCGGGAGCUGGGGGCCGAGGAGGUGCGCUGGUUCUACCGGGAGGACCGGAAGAGCUGGAAGCCCUUCAUCGGUUACGACUCGCUGCGGAUCGAACUGGCCUUCCGAGCUCUCGGCCCCGGCCCCGAACGGACGGCGGUGGAGCCGGUGUGCGUGCGGAGCGGGCUCUACGAGGUGGACGUGGCCAACGCCGAGUGCUACCCCGUCUACUGGAACCAAUCGGAGAAGAUUCCCGUAAUGCGUGGGCAGUGGUUCAUUGAUGGGACGUGGCAACCUCUGGAGGAGGAGGAAAGCAACCUGAUAGAGCAGGAGCACCUCAACCGCUUCCGGGGCCAGCAGAUGCAAGAGAGCUUUGAUAUGGAAGUAUCAAAACCUGUUGAUGGAAAGGAAGUUCUCUACUACCUCCCUCCCUUCUCCCUCCCUUCUUUGUUCAAAUGGAGAGGAUAUAAGGAGAAUUCAGAUGCUGCAUGUCUUAAACGAAAGCGUUCCCAAGCUAUUCAUAGUCUAAAGUUGAGUCGCAACCAUGUGGACUGGCACAGUGUGGAUGAAGUGUAUCUGUACAGUGAUGCAACGACAUCUAAAAUUGCAAGAACUGUUACACAAAAGUUGGGGUUUUCCAAAGCUUCAAGUAGUGGGACAAGGCUACAUAGAGGCUAUGUAGAAGAAGCUACCUUAGAAGACAAGCCACCACAAACUAGUCACAUUGUGUUUGUUGUGCAUGGUAUUGGGCAGAAAAUGGACCAAGGAAGGAUCAUCAAAAAUACAGCUAUGAUGCGAGAUACUGCAAGAAAAAUAGAAGAAAAGUAUUUUUCCAAUCUUGCAACACACGUUGAAUUUCUUCCAGUUGAAUGGAGGUCAAAGCUUACCCUCGAUGGAGACACUGUGGACUCCAUUACUCCAGACAAAGUACGGGGUUUGAGGGACAUGCUAAACAGCAGUGCCAUGGAUAUCAUGUAUUAUACAAGUCCUCUUUAUAGAGAUGAACUUGUCAAGGGGCUGCAGCAGGAGCUGAACCGCCUGUACACGCUGUUCUGCUCUCGGAAUCCAGAGUUUGAGGAGAAAGGAGGGAAAGUCUCCAUUGUGUCCCACUCUCUGGGCUGUGUCAUCACCUACGACAUCAUGACUGGCUGGAACCCGGUCAGCCUGUAUGAACAGUUGCUGCGGAAAGAGGAGGAGGAGCUUGAAGACAGUUGGAUGAGUUAUGAGGAGCAACGUUUACUUGAAGAACUUUACAUAACCAAACAACGGUUGAAAGAGAUAGAAGAGAGGUUACAAGGCUUAAAGGCAUCCACCAUAGCAAAAACACCUGUCUUAAAAUUUAAGGUUGAGAAUUUCUUUUGUAUGGGGUCUCCACUAGCAGUGUUUUUGGCAUUGCGUGGCAUCCGUCCAGGAAACAGCGGGAGCCAAGAUCAUAUUCUGCCCAGAACGAUUUGUAACCGCUUACUAAAUAUUUUUCACCCAACAGAUCCAGUGGCCUAUAGAUUAGAACCUUUAAUCCUGAAGCACUACAGCAACAUUUCACCAGUCCAGAUCCACUGGUACAACACCACAAACCCUCUACCUUACGAACAUAUGAAGCCAAGUUUUCUCAACCCAACAAAAGAACCUACCUCAGUUACUGAUGGCGAAAGUGCUUCGACUGUACCAAGCCCAACUACUUCACCAGUCAUGGUUCGACGCCACUACGGGGAGUCCAUAACCAACAUAGGCAAAGCCAGUAUACUGGGAGCUGCGAGCAUCGGGAAGGGCCUCGGAGGGAUGCUGUUUUCGAGAUUUGGUCGCUCGAGUACACAGACUGCAGAGCCAGGAAAAGAUGGAGCGGAAGGGGACGACAAGAAGAGCGCUGUGGGAACGCCGCCUUUCUCACACAGCAGCUCGGGCUUCCUCGAACCCACGUUGGAACUGGAGCACAGGAUUGAUUUCGAGCUCAGGGAAGGUCUGGUGGAGAGCAGAUACUGGUCUGCAGUCACGUCGCACACUGCCUAUUGGUCAUCUCUGGAUAUUGCUCUUUUCCUGCUAACCUUCAUGUACAAACACGACCAGGACGAUACUGACAAAUCCAAUUUGGACGCUAUCUGAAUUUUUGACUGGGGUUUGGGAGGGAUGGGAAAGGAAAUCUGAAAACCAAUGGCACAAAACAGAUGUUAAACCGCAGUAUGUAUGGCAUGGAGGUUUCAGGUUUAAGUGCAUGUUUGGGUUUUUUCCUGUUUCUAAGGAGCAAAAAUGAUUUGUAUGGAAAAGCACUUUAUAGUUUCAAACGUUUUGCAGUGCUUAAUCAGACCUGAAAUUGUUCCAAAUUCCUGUUGACUUUGCAUAAGAAGACGACACAACGUGCAGCACCACUUACACUCCGUUGUGCAUUGUGCUCGGGUGACAUUCUUGUUGAUGACCAUAAUUGCUGUUCAGUUCAUUAAAGUAUAAAAAGAGGAGUUGAUUUAAAAAAAAAAAAAAAAAAAAAAAAAAAAAGAAGAAGCAAAAUUAAUUUCCAUUAACAAAGUAUGUGUUACUUACAAACCUAAAACUGCCAUGUUCCAAUGUUGUAUGUGUCAGUCAGUAACGAACGGUGGUGUCAUUUCUCUAGGAUCUGUUCAGCUCCACAUCCUGUUAUCCACGGUACCAUUCUGAGUGCUGGCUGCUGGGCUGUGUUCUACGUGGCACAUGGAGAAACCAAUGCUGAAAAGCACCACGAGGAUAUGAAAAACUGUAAUUAUAAUUUAUUAUCUCCGUUUCAUUUUAUCCCAGUGUAUAAAACAUUACUUUUUUACUGGUUUCUUUUGACAUAAUUUAAGAACCACGUUUAUUUUCUACAGCGUUAAGACUUUUUCUCAGAAAUGCAUAUCUUUGUACUACUAUUCAGAUGAAUAUAUGGACACUGUGGCACACUUUAAGUAUUUUUUCAUUAAAAUAAAUAUUUGUGGUUUCACACAAAUGACGUUAAUCACCUUCUUCUCAAAGGUGAGUCAUUGCUUGGCCAGGUCCCACGUGUCUCUGAAAUGUAUGAAGGCUUUGACCUCAGUGUGUAGAGGGUCCCUUUGCCAUGAGUAGGUGUAUAUAUGUGUGUUUUUGUGUAGAAACAUAUAUUUGUGUGUGUAUAUAGACAUGCAGGGAGCCGUCAAGAAGAAGGAGAGCAGCAUUAUAUAAACUGGGCGAAACCUGAGGAUACCAGAACUUAGAUUGGAUUUGUAUCUGAAACUAAUUCAGGAGCCUCCAGGAGGGAUGUGUUGUGAUGAGAGGAAAUAUCUCCCAAUGAAACACCAAAAGGCCAUUGCUGGGAUGUUCAGCCAUGCACAGCUCUAGAGCAGAAGUGUCAGAUCCACAGCCUCUGCACUGCCUCUGGCUCGGGUAUUUAUGGUCUGUGUGGCAUGUUUAGAAGCUGCAGAAUCUCAGCUUUCUUUUGCAGAGGAUGAGGCCGUGGUGGCAGCCAAUAGCUGUGUUCUCAAUGUAAACAGAUGUGGGACCAUCAGCCCCAACCAGCAGCCUUCCCUCCUGAAAUGUGGGAGGGGGAGGGCAGCAGCACUGCUGCGGGGCUCUUGUUUGUGCCCGAGCGUGUAGUGCAAUGGGGGAGGAAUGGGGCGUGAGGCUGUGUGUUGUGGUUAGGGAUUUAGCAGCAAUUAUAAAGGGAUAAACAGUGCAGAGGGGGUAAAGGGAGGAAUGGGAGGUGGGGGGGAAGGGUAGAAGAUGAUGGGAACGGUGCUGCUAUAAAUGCAGCAAGACACUGGGUCUAUGGAACUCUGGCUACUAAAUCCUUUUGGCUUCAGUGAAUCGUAACUCAUGCCUGGCAAGUUCACCUUGGUUGAUGAAUAAUCAUUAAAAAUUCAAGUCUGCCCUUUAAGCGGAGGGGAGUUUGACACCUAUGUUCCAGAAAACAGGCUUUUGUUUUUGCGGCUGCUUUCGUUGUUCAAUCAACCUUUCUUAAUUAGGAGAACUUGAACAUAAAAGGAGAAUCUCCUUUUAUGUUUGGAACAUGCAAAACAUUUCCGAAUGCGCCCGGUUGGUGCUCGGGGUUGGAUGGUGUCACGGCUGCACCAUCCCCUCCCAGCAGUGCAUCUCCACGAGAUCUUGUUUUCAGUGCUGCAAGCAGAGGGGGUUAAUUCCUACAAUUCUUGUGGUCUGCGUAAACUCUGCUGUUGUCCAGAACAUGUUUCAGAUUUAUGGGAUGGCUCUUUUCCCCGCACCAGGACGUGCUGGAGCCUGUGGAGCACACUCCAUAUAAGGGCUGGGAUCCUCGUGUACCUCCUGUGUACCUCUGGGGCAAGCAGGGAGAGGGGCAGGAGCUGAGCAUCGCCUUGCCUUCCUCCUGCCCUCAUGGAGCGGAUUCUGGUCCAGCGUUUGAGAAGCAUUCCUAACAUUGUGACAAAGAAGACAAGCCUGAGGAAUAAAUGGAGGUUUAUUCUAAAGCGUAUACAAGCGUAUGACGCGUGCUGUAGGCAGAUUUUCAUGUUUUUAACUCUCAAAAAACCUCUCUUUCCCCUCUUGCAAAGAUGAUUUGCUCUUUGAUAACGUCACUUUAAAGCCAUUAGACAAAAAAAGGGCUGCCCCAUGUCUGCAGCACAGCACAGCCUCGAGCAGAGCCCCAUCACUGCACGCUGGAUUCUAAAUUUCACACUUAAAACUUUCUGGUCAGAUGGUCUGCAGCAGAAUAUAGAGCUGGAAUGUGCUGGCUUCCAAUGAGCGACUUGUUUUCAUUCGCACAGUGAUGUUUAGCCUUACGAGCUGUGUUGGCGGGUGGUUUUUCUUGAGAACCCAAGAUAAGGGGAAUGAACUGCCUUGUUGUCAUCUCCUGACUGAUCCUCAGCUGUUUUCCUGCACUCGUCCUUCAGUUUCUUUGUCCAAAUUUGAUGCUUGCUGUCUUUUUUUAAUACGAGGUCGUUUUGCAGAUAACCUCCUUCAAUUUUUUUAAUUCUUUUACUGAAUUUCAUCCCUUUGCUCCUAAUUCUUCCAUCGUGGCUGCGUGGUGACCAGCAACAGGGUGAGAGCUGAUGGCCUCCAGUUGUGCCAGGUGAGGUUCAGGUUGGACAUUAGGAACAGCCUCUUCUAUGCAGUGGCACA
This is a messenger RNA of Phasianus colchicus (ring-necked pheasant), 5566 nucleotides long. It is a transcript of the gene DDHD1, whose product is annotated as DDHD domain containing 1. Lineage: Eukaryota; Metazoa; Chordata; Aves; Galliformes; Phasianidae. The record is from RefSeq and is a predicted model, not a curated record. Gene Ontology annotation, molecular function: metal ion binding; glycerophospholipase activity. Gene Ontology annotation, cellular component: cytoplasm.